Molecule: messenger RNA, 1023 nt
Organism: Lentinula edodes (shiitake mushroom)
Lineage: Eukaryota; Fungi; Basidiomycota; Agaricomycetes; Agaricales; Omphalotaceae
Product: CAF1-domain-containing protein
Exons: 5
Coding region: 1-1023 (340 amino acids)
Cellular component (GO): P-body; CCR4-NOT core complex; CCR4-NOT complex
Molecular function (GO): nucleic acid binding; poly(A)-specific ribonuclease activity
Source: RefSeq, a predicted model, not a curated record
AUGCAAUCCCAGGCCAGUCAGCUUCGAAUAAGAGAAGUAUGGGCUCCAAAUCUUCCAGAAGAACUAGAGCUUAUUCGACAAAUCAUUGAAACCCAUCCUUACAUUGCGAUGGACACUGAAUUCCCUGGCGUGGUCGCAAGACCAAUUGGAAACUUCAAGACGUCUUCUGAUUACCAUUAUCAGACUAUGCGGUGUAAUGUGGAUCUCCUCAAGAUAAUACAAGUCGGUAUCACGUUGACGGACGAGGAAGGAAACUAUUCACCGGAAGGAUCGACGUGGCAGUUCAACUUUCGCUUCAGUUUGAAUGAAGAUAUCUACGCCCCAGAGUCAAUAGAACUGCUACAAAAGUCCGGAAUCGACUUUCAGCGUCACGAAGACAUUGGAAUCUCGCCGAAUGACUUUGCGGAGCUGAUGAUCACCUCGGGGCUGGUACUGGCACCGGAGACCAGGUGGAUAUCAUUUCAUAGCGGAUACGAUUUCGGAUAUUUCGUCAAGCUGUUGACGGCGGAAUCGUUACCCACAACCGAAGAUUCGUUUUUUGAUCUUCUGCGGACGUGGUUCCCUACCGUCUACGAUAUCAAGUUCAUGAUGCGAGCUACCAAAUUAAUGAAGGGCGGGUUACAAGAUAUCGCGGACGACCUUGGUGUACAACGCGUCGGGAUUUCUCAUCAGGCAGGCUCCGAUUCACUCCUUACCUCGUCCGCGUUCUUCAAGAUGCUCGAAACGUAUUUCCAGGAUGGAUUUGACGACUCGGAAUACAACGGAAAGCUCUACGGUCUGGGACAAACCUUUACGGUUAUUAAUGGGUCACUGGCGGAUUCUGGACGACCUGGUGCGGCGACGCUUGCAGAGAGAGAGGAUAGGAAUCCAGUUAGGGAAAUGCCUCCUCCAAAUGGCCAAACGCCAUCUGUCUCAAUGACAAUGGCAAUGCCCACCAUACCUUCCCAAAUAGCGCCUACAGCCUAUGGACCAAUGGGCAAUGGACCGUCUUAUCUAAGGACCUCAUUAGUCGGAGGACGAUAA